UUAAAAGAGCAAUCUCUUAUUUAAAUACUAGGUAUAUCCGUUACUUUUAACUCCCUAGUGUAACACUUAGUUCAAUCUUCAAGGUCAGCUUUAAAGAUCGUGAUUUAAAUGUUAAAAAGUAAAUUGUUCCCUGUCCUUUUUUUUUUAUAUUUUCACAAUGACCCAGCAAGAUUAGCGGUAUGAAGCGAUUAAAUUUAAAACAGGUGACCCUAAGUAGAAAAUACUGAGCAGAGACUGAAAAAAGGGUAAUAUCGGCAAUUAAUGGCUACAUGUCCGCGAAGAACAACUGUGUCGAUGUGCUAUACAGUUCUGUUGUCAAAAAAGAAUGAAAUGGAUAUCAAAAUCUAGGAUGACAAUCACAAAAACGAAAUGAGAAGCUUAACUGAACACUUUUUUUGUUGAAAAAAAGCUAACGCCGGACCAUGUUGAGCUUUGUCAUUCUCCUGUUCUGUUUUUCAACACUUUCAACAGCACUUCCUGCAGACGUAGUGAAAAACCUGACAAAACAGCUAUUUGAGACCAAUGCCUACGACAACACACUAAGACCGGCUAACGAUCAGAUGUCACCCACCGAUUUGAAGGUGUCAUUCUACCUGAGCAGUCUCAACAAGCUGGACGAACUGGAGGAAAAACUUAUCACCACGGCCUACCUGACGCUGGAAUGGAAGGACGAGUUCCUCACGUGGGACCUAACGUCAUUUCCGGUGCCCCGUAUAACAAUUCCACAAAGCAAAGUUUGGAAGCCAGACUUCGUUUUGAAGAACGGCUUUACCGAGUUUAAAGAGCUCGGUGGUUCUUUCUAUAACGUCCUGCUAUCAUUUGACGGGACGAUAAUGUGGAAACCCUAUCAAGUGUUUGAGUCCCAGUGCUCCAUUGACGUCACAUAUUUCCCAUUCGAUAUUCAGACGUGUGAGAUUGAUUUCACCUUGUGGACGUCCUUUGGAUUUCAGGUUACUUUAAACUCGUCGAGUACCAAUGUUGAGAUGGGACGCUACAAAACUAAUAGCGUCUGGGAAAUCUCCUCCACCUCACAGAUUAUAGAUAACACAGGAAUAAGCAGCAUCGUCACCUACACUCUCAAUCUGAAAAGAAAACCCGAUUUCUACGUGGGAAACCUCGUCAUGCCGAUCCUGUUUUUGGGGAUUCUGAACCUCUUGGUCUUUGUUAUACCUGCUGAUGCCGGAGAGAAGAUGUCGUACUGCAUCACCGUGGCUCUAGGGUUCAUUGUGUUCUUAACAAUCAUCAGCUCCGCGCUUCCCGCCAAUUCGGACAAUACUCCAUACCUAUCAACAUACCUACAGAUUCAGAUAUUUUUGGGAGGCAUGGCGCUUGUCAUCUCCGCAAUACAAUUGAGACUGCGCCAUAAACCAGAAGAUCAAGAAGUUUAUAAGCCACUAAAAAUACUCGUCAAACUGUCAAUGGGCAGGUAUUUUAAAGCUCGGGAGGAGGAGCCAAAUACGGACAAAGUGAUUCCUAUAGAAGGGUUGACUGAUCAAAGCAUGGACGCGAACAAAGAACAGAUAUCUUGGAAUGACGCCUCGUCCGCCAUCGAUUUUGUGAUGUUCUGGAUUUACGUAUUUGUGUAUUGCAUAAGUUCCAUUGCUAUCAUGGCUAUUUUGACAAAAUAAUAUAAAAGAAACUUUUAUUUUAGUAAGAAAAACUAGAAAAUGAGGAGAGGUACAUAGUUUGAUGUCUCUAUUGUGUAUAUUCAUCUUUUAAAUAUUACCAUUAUUCUUCAAUAUUAAAGAAACAAAUAACUGAA
Molecule: messenger RNA, 1762 nt
Organism: Magallana angulata
Lineage: Eukaryota; Metazoa; Mollusca; Bivalvia; Ostreida; Ostreidae
Product: neuronal acetylcholine receptor subunit beta-2-like
Exons: 2
Coding region: 423-1628 (401 amino acids)
Biological process (GO): signal transduction; monoatomic ion transmembrane transport; nervous system process
Cellular component (GO): synapse; membrane; neuron projection
Molecular function (GO): neurotransmitter receptor activity; transmembrane signaling receptor activity; extracellular ligand-gated monoatomic ion channel activity
Source: RefSeq, a predicted model, not a curated record